CAUUAAGGCAGCAGGUAAACUAGGUUUGGCAGUUAAGUGUAUUGAGAAGCAAGUCCAUCAAAAUGGGCAACUGGAUUAUCAACCAUGGACUCACUUACUUCAUACAGGUGGUCUGGAUGGCAAUCAACAUAUUCCUCUUCGUCUGGUUCUUUUAUAUCUACGAGUUGGGGGAUCAGUAUUUCUACACUCGUCACAUUUUGGGGUCAGCGCUGGCUUGGGCCAGGGCCCCUGCAGCUGUCCUAAACUUCAACUGUAUGCUCAUCUUGUUGCCUGUGUGUCGGAACCUGCUCUCUCUCCUUCGUGGUUCCUUAAUGUGUUGUGGGAGGACUAUGAGGAAACAGCUAGACAACAAUCUGAGUUUCCACAAGAUGGUUGCAUACAUGAUUGGCUUGAUGACAGCUGUUCACACCAUAGCCCAUCUCUUCAACAUGGAAUGGUACUACAACAGUAGACAGGGGAAGUAUGACGACCUCAGCAGGACUCUAUCGGACCUGGGAGACGAAGAUGAUGAGACAUACCUGAACCCUUUCAGAUCCCUCUCUGAUACUCCCUCCUAUAUCGUGUUCACCACCAUUGCUGGGAUUACAGGGGUGAUUAUCACGCUCUGCCUCAUCCUCAUCAUCACAUCCUCUAUGGAGGUCAUCAGACGCAGCUACUUUGAGGUCUUCUGGUACACACAUCACCUCUUCAUAGUAUUUUUUGCUGGCCUGGUCUUCCAUGGGGCUGGACGCAUUGUGCGGAGUCAGCAAAACAUUGGCCCACUGUACAACCUCACCCACUGUAAAGACGAUUUGGAUGACUGGGGGAAAAGCGAGUGUCCUAUCCCGCAGUUUGCAGGGGGGUUCCCACAGACUUGGAUGUGGGUGAUUGGUCCCAUGGUGAUCUACUUGUGUGAGAGGUUGCUGCGAUUCAUCCGUUACAUGCAGAACGUCGAGUACAGAAAGAUUGUUAUCCGGCCAUCCAAGGUGUUGGAGCUGCAGUUGGUGAAGAACGGCUUCAAGAUGGAUGUGGGUCAGUAUGUCUUCCUCAACUGCCCAGGAAUCUCCCCACUGGAGUGGCACCCCUUUACCAUGACCUCCGCCCCUGAGGAGGACUUCUUCAGCGUCCACAUCCGUUCUGCGGGCGACUGGACCCAGAAGCUCAUCAGCAUGGUGGAGCAACUGCCCGAGGGGGCACAGGGUCCCAAAAUAGGAGUGGAUGGUCCAUUUGGGACAGCGAGUGAGGAUGUCUUUGACUAUGAGGUCAGCAUGCUGGUUGGUGCUGGUAUUGGAGUCACCCCGUUUGCAUCUAUCCUCAAGUCCAUCUGGUACAAAUUCAAAGAAUCCAACCCUAAACUACGAACCAGAAAGAUUUACUUCUAUUGGCUGUGCCGAGAGACAAGUGCUUUUGAGUGGUUUGCAGAUCUGCUGCAGGUGUUGGAGAGGGAGAUGGAGGAGAGAGGCAUGGGCGACUUCCUCACAUACAAACUCUACCUCACUGGAUGGGACCAGAGCCAUGCCAAUCAUGUGAUGGUUCACUUCGAUCAGGACACGGACGUCGUCACAGGACUGAAGCAGAAAACGCACUAUGGCAGGCCAAACUGGGAGAAGGAGUUCGAACAAGUCCGCAAUGAGAACCCAACGUCAGUGGUGGGGACAUUCCUGUGUGGCCCUGCAGCUUUGGCAGAUGUCCUCGCAAAGAAAUGUGUGAAGUACUCAGACGUAGAUCCCAGAAAGACCAAAUUCUACUUCAACAAGGAAAACUUCUGAGAUGAGAUUCUUCCCUCUUUGAAGGACAAGCUGGCUCUUUGCUCUUUCAAAAUAUCGGGUUUGCAAUACUGGUUUUGUGAGUCAGUGGAACACAAUACAGUGUUGGAACUCAGUUUGACAGACCUGGCGGUCUCUGUGACUCCUACAAUAGGUGUGUUUAAAUACCUGUAGGAUUCUACCUCCACAAAAUAACUCAAUUUGAGCACAUCACAAAUAAUAAUAAUGUAUUCAUUUAGAAAAACAGUCAUUUUACAGCCUUGUAGAGUGAUGUCAAUCCUGCUCAGGUAUUGGCUCUUGUUCCUUAACCCUUGUGUUAUCUUCGGGUCAAUGUGACCCCCCCCCCCACGUAUUGCGACAACUUUACCUCAUACAAAAAUAAAGUGAAGCAUUUUCUUUUAACCGUUGGGCUGUCUCACACCCAAUGAAAAAUGCUUUUAAUUUGUUUUUGUAUUGGGUAAAGUUGUCACAGCACAACGAUGGGCCGUUGUGACCCAAAGGCAGCACAAGGGUUAAAUCAGAUUCAAGACCCUGGUACUGACCUUCCGAGCAGUGAACGGGACUGCACCCGUCUACAUCAAGUCUCUCCUGCAGCCUUACACCCCCACCCGUCACCUACGGUCUUCUUCAGACAACCGCCUGGUGGUCCCACCGCUCAAGACCGCCCGGUCCCAACACAAGCUCUUCUCCUGUCUGGCCCCCCAGUGGUGGAAUCAACUCCCCACCUCCAUCAGAGACACUGACUGUCUCUCCACCUUCAAGAAAAGGCUCAAGACGCACUUGUUCCGGGAAUACAACGGUACUUUGGAAUGGUUCGCUUGACCCGAUGUUAGUUUCCUCAAGGAUCACAAUGACUCUUGCUUAGAGACUUGUUGCUCUUGUGGUUAGUGGUAACUGAUUUAAAUUGUUGUACUCGCUGUGAUAUAUUGUUUUUAUUAUUGUUUCUUGCUUUUUCCACAGGUACACUUGCACUUAUAGCGGUUCAUGUUGUUUAAUUGUAACUUGUUUAACUACAUGCUCUUAUGGUUCUUCCCUUUGGCACUUACUUUGGUUGUUCACAAUGUGUGCUUCAUGUUUUGGCUACUCGCAAUGUUUAUGUGGCUAUCUUGUUGUUAUGAUCAGUGACCUAUGCACUUUACAUUUAGUCAUUUUUGCAGACGCUCUUAUCCAUAGCGACUUACAGUAAGUACAGGGACAUUCCCCCUGAGGCAAGUAGGGUGAAGUGCCUUGCCCAAGGACACAACGCCAUUUGGCAUAGCCGGGAAUCGAACCGGUAACCGAACCGGUAACCUUCAGAUUACUAGCCCGACUCCCUAACCGCUCAGCCACCUGACGCCACUUCGCCACUUUGUAAAGCUCUCUCUUGGAAGUCGCUUUGGAUAAAAGCGUCUGCUAAAUGACUAAAUGUAAAUAUUAACCUUUCAGUGAUGUAUGAGUCAGGUAACUGUCAUCCAUAAAAAGCCUUUGUGUGCUGCUGGAUAGCAUUGCUGAUUACUCUCUUUGUGACUGCUGGUAGCGAUCCAUGUUGGUGGCUGACGUGUUGUGUUAGAGGUGUGGUCCAUGUUACGUAAUCUUUUUGACAGGUGUACGUGUUCCAGGGUCUGCACAUUAGGAUCUACAGAACAGGACAGAAAGUUGAAUCCUCUCAAACUCGAGGAUUGACUAAUGCCUUUGUCACCUGUCCUCUUUCAGGUCUGUUUCACUGUUGUGUACAUGUUCAGGUCUUAUCUCGUUUUUACUGCUCCCCCAAAGUCCUCCCAAUAGUCCCAUAAGAUAUGUAACCAAUCAGAUAUUUGCUAUGGGGUGUGUUUGUCCAGGUUUGGUCAGAGACAAGGAAAUGAGAAAUGUUUGGGAAAUAUUCUUAUUUCUAGAAACACCAUAAAAGAGAAGGAAGUACUGAUGGGAAUCAAGG
This is a messenger RNA of Osmerus eperlanus (European smelt), 3657 nucleotides long. RefSeq names its product NADPH oxidase 1 (gene nox1). Gene Ontology annotation, biological process: defense response; superoxide anion generation. Gene Ontology annotation, molecular function: superoxide-generating NAD(P)H oxidase activity. The coding region runs from base 63 to 1748 and encodes 561 amino acids. The transcript is spliced from 13 exons. The record is from RefSeq and is a predicted model, not a curated record. Lineage: Eukaryota; Metazoa; Chordata; Actinopteri; Osmeriformes; Osmeridae. Gene Ontology annotation, cellular component: NADPH oxidase complex; plasma membrane.